AAAACCGCCGAGACUCACAGGUGGCGGUGGUAAACUAACUAGAAAGAAGCGUGACUGUCUGGAAGUCGACUUUCAGAAGUGGAUACGUGUGUUUUUUGAUAAUUACGUGAAUAUUUUCGGGAGUAACGUCUCUGUUUUGAUCCAACAUGAGUUCGUCAAUGCCGCAGAAGCGUUACUACAGACAGCGAGCCCAUUCAAACCCGAUGGCAUACCACACGUUUGAUUACCCUGUGUGUCCUGAGGAAAUGGACUGGUCCGAGCUGUAUCCAGACCUCUUCACUGGCAGCCCCUCUGAGAAGGAGACCUCCCGGGUUGAGUUUGCAGACAUUGGAUGUGGAUAUGGGGGGCUUUUAGUGGAGUUAUCUCCACUUUUCCCAGACAAGCUCAUCCUUGGCCUGGAGAUCCGGGUGAAAGUUUCCGAUUAUGUUCGCGAUCGAAUCCAGUCACUGCGUGCCUCGGAACCAGGACGAUACCAGAACAUCGCCUGUAUUCGCAGCAAUGCGAUGAAGUACCUCCCCAACUUCUUUUCUAAAGGACAGCUCAGUAAGAUGUUCUUCCUCUUCCCUGACCCUCACUUUAAGAAGACCAAGCACAAAUGGAGGAUCAUUAGUCCCACAUUGUUAGCAGAGUAUGCCUACACACUGAGAGUCGGGGGUUUGGUGUAUACCAUUACAGAUGUGGAGGAAGUACACAUCUGGAUGGUGAAGCAUUUCACUGAACAUCCGCUGUUUACACGUGUCCCCGAUGAAGAACUGGUCAGUGAUGUCAUUAUAAACCGUUUGGGUACCUGUACAGAGGAAGGAAAGAAAGUGCAGAGAAAUGGAGGGAAGAAUUUCCUCGCAGUUUUCCGAAGGAUUGAGGACUCAAACUAAGACCAAACUGCUUGGACGUGCGACAAACUGAAAUGUUUUUUAUGCUGUCUGCACACGGAGGAUAAUGCUGCUCGAUGGAGCUGGAGGCUGUGGCUUGUUCCCGCAGCAGAUGAGCAGUUUCUUUCUGGUAUUAAUGGACAAACAUUUACAUCAAUACCUGAUGGAGGAUUUGUGUUUCAGCUUUUUCACUUGAUGCAUCUCAUUCCUCAGCUCACAAGACAGCACAAGGGAAGUAAAUCAUAAAAGGAUCCCUAUUCAGACUAGACUUGUGAAGUGUUGCUUUUUUUAAAUUAAUUUUAAUGAUGUUCUUUGUGGUUUUUUUGCUAAAUUCCAAAGUGCUGUUUUGGAUUCCCUGUAAAGCUGUACAUUAUUUUAGUAAAACAAAAAGCCAGUGUUUGGUUUGGUUCAUUGUAGACUAUAUGUUUUGCAUUGCAGUUAUUUUGGGGUCUUUCUCACAAAAAAGACAACUGGAUUAGUCGGAUAACUACACUGAAUAAAACCAAGAACUGUUUAAUAUCAGUCCAUAUCCUGUUACUCAAUUUCAAGGAGUUAAGGUUUUACUGAGCGCAGUUCUCCAGCUAUUUAAACCUGCUUGACAAGGAAAGGCCUUAGUGUUGUAUCCAUUUGAAAAACAUUUGAAAUUGCAAGAAUGAUUACUUUGUUGGCUUCAUGGUGGUGAUUCAUAGUAUUGACGUCUGAAUCUGAAUUAGAAUAAACUGUGAAGUUUGCCAACGACA
Messenger RNA from Micropterus salmoides (largemouth bass), 1609 nucleotides. It is a transcript of the gene mettl1, whose product is annotated as methyltransferase like 1. The coding region runs from base 147 to 872 and encodes 241 amino acids. The transcript has 6 exons. NCBI's taxonomy places the organism in Eukaryota, Metazoa, Chordata, Actinopteri, Centrarchiformes, Centrarchidae. The record is from RefSeq and is a predicted model, not a curated record. Gene Ontology annotation, biological process: RNA (guanine-N7)-methylation; tRNA methylation. Gene Ontology annotation, molecular function: tRNA (guanine(46)-N7)-methyltransferase activity. Gene Ontology annotation, cellular component: tRNA methyltransferase complex.